AUGAAAGGAAGAAAGGCCAACAACUUUGGGCCCAGUUUAUCGCGUCCGACCUUGCAGGUGAUGGGCGGCGACGCACUGGUCGAGGUGAUCGAGGGCAACCGUGUAACUGCUUCUUCUCAUUUUCCCACCAUCCGUCUAUCUCACGUCGGGGUGGGCUUGAGAUCGACUGGGGGGAGGUGGUACUACGAGGUGACCCUCCUGACCGGAGGCCUCAUGCAGUUGGGGUGGGCAGGACCACUCUUUCAGUGCAGUCCCGCCAGAGGCCAGGGUGUUGGAGACCACAUGCAUUCGUGGGCAUUUGAUGGGUUCCGCCAAAAGCGGUGGUGUGUGUCCUCAGCCCCGUACGGCAAGCGAUGGCGAGCGGGUGAUGUGGUUGGUGUGCUCUUGGACACCGGCCUUCAGGAAAUGCGUUUCAGCUUGAACGGACGCGAUCUUGGGGUGGCGUUCGCUGGGUUUGAAAUGGGCGGGCUGUACCCUGCAGCCUCAAUGAACGUGGGUCAGGGAGCCCACUUCAACUUCGGACACGCUCCAUUCUUGUUCCCUCCAAUACGCGACGGUGGUUCAUCGGUCCAGCCAGUCUCGGAAGCCUUGGCAGCCAACGAUGCAACACGCCCCAACUCGGCCAACAGUGAGAGGUCUUGUCAGCUUCCGGUACGAGGUAUCGAUGGUGAAGACGCCGAAAACACUGAUGACGGCGAUGAGCACCAUUGUGAGGUCUCCUUGGAAAGAGUUCGAGGUUCAAUUGUAGCAGUUGGAACCAGCGAUGGCCGGGCUUUUUCCACCAGUGGCGAAGACGGGCAAGAACGGGAGGGCGAGGACGUUUCCCAACCACAGAUCGAGAGGCAGGCAUUGGUGGAAAAUUUGGUCGCGAUGGGUUUCCCACUCGAGUGGGCGAUCAGAGCGGCGGGAAAACCUGGGGAGAGUGACGAUGGAGAUGCAGACGCCGGCGGCUUUGCGUUUGCAUCAGAUGCCGCGGAAGUAGAGCGGCAGGCGCACGCAAACGCAGUUCGAAACAACGAAGAAUCUAGUGAUCGUCGGUGGCACGGUAUGUACAGUGCGGUUAGGAGAGGCUUCCUUGCUCGCAAUAUCGGUGCGUCCCCAGCAACUGCAAUUUUUCAACCUAGUUCAUAUGGACCAGGCGCAAGUGUCACGCCGGGCACGGUGACGGAAGCCGGGCGGACUGGAAGCAAAUCGACCUCAUCUCCAACGGCGCCUCCAUUUCUUGCGCAAGACGGUCAAGUGAUGGUCGACGGGCUUCGAAGUACAUCUUACGGAAUAAAACGAGUGGCCAUGAUAACGGACGAACGUGAUCUCCCAUCCCUUAGCCGUGUUCUCGAAACGGCCCUGUCCAUCCUCCUCGCUCGUGCAGCAGUUGUCAACUUGUUUUCGCAUAUAACGGCAGCAACUGGCACGUGGAUACCCCGGUGCCACUCGUACGUCCUAGCUGCCAGAUUUCCAUCGUUGCUUUGGGCGAACGGGCCUGGAGACCUGGUCAGUAUUCGACAGGGGAUGGCCAGCCCGUCGCCUGUUCGCGACUCCUGGAGGGGCGGGGGGGGGGGCGCAGGGGGGGCACUUGAGGUAGUGGACGGAAUACUUCAGAUGCUGGCAGUUGAGGAAAGCCAGCGGAGCAUUGUGGAUAUCACGAAAGUGUUUGCGACGUGGUAUGUACCAUCACGAUCGAAGCAAACGGGGGAUGUACUGUCGAUAGAUAAAUCAGCAGCAGCUGAAAAAGGCACUACCGGCGUCACUGGGCGUAACCGAUCCACAGAGGACUGUUCACCUGGCGUUUGUUUCAAGUUGGCAAAUGUUACCGAAAACAUUGGGCAACUUCCAGGGUCCUACUUCGUGUCGAUGCGGUCUCUGAUCGAGCUUCUUGUUGCUUCGGUUAAACCUCGGGAUGAAUGGACAGCUUGGACGUCGGCAAAGCGGUUGUCGGAGAAGUGGACCAAGGAUCACCCAACACCUUCAAUUUUACGAAGUUCCGACGUUGCCAGAGCCGCAAGAAUGCCUUCCUUGAUUCGUCUUUUGACACUCUUCAUUAACGAAGCAAAUUCGGCAUUUGAAACCGGCCCGGUCCUCAAAAACGUCGGGUCCACGAGCGCCGACAAACUAAACACCGAAGAGCAAAACGCGGAACGGGUUCGGAACACAAGCGUAAGUGAACUGCUUGCUUUUCGUUCCAACUGUUCUUGGGCAUUAUGGAUUCUGGAUACGAUGCUGAAGUUGGAGAGUGCGGAAAGCACAAUGGACGGUCCCUCUUCUGCACCUCGUGAUGGAAGAGGCCCUUCGAGUGAGCCUAUCAGGACGACAAGUGCGGAAAACGGAAACACCAGCGACGACGGAAACUUGUUGCUGCCGGAGGUGCCCUCGGCACGGUCACCUCAGGCUUUCGGGGCUGUCCUUCGCACGGCCAACAGUAACAACCUGGACGAGUCUCUGCAAACUCUGGCGUACACGCUCUGCUCUAACAUGCUCACCCUUUCUCGGCCGGCAAAGCGGAUAUUCCCCGGCAGCAUGGGGUCUUACAACGCCUCCCAUGAAACGACGGAGACGUGUUUGGACUCGCCCGAGGGAGACGGAUAUACACUACCACCGCAAGAGCUCGCGCUGGCUCGAGCGUUCUCAGCACGCCUUCGGAGCCAAAUCAGUGCGCCAGGUCCGUCGUCGUCUCUGCUUCAGAGUCAGCUAGAGCUGCUUGCUCAGUGGGAACUUCGUCGAUCGAUCGUCAACGGUAAAAAUCGGCCGCGAGAAGAAGGGUGGGAUCUGGGGAUAACGAAGGUUGGUGCCGAUAAGCCGCCAUCUCCUGGGGAUUGGGUUCACACCGGUCAAAAUGGCGCCGACACCUGGGACAUCGCCACGGGGUUGUUUGCCGGGGCCGAAGGGGGGGGUGAUGGCUUUGAGAUAGCUCUGGACACAAACUCUCGGGCGGCAGGGAGAGGAAAGAGAGUGGGGACAGCGGAGAGUGAGACGUCCUUGCCAUCAGGCUUGCACACUCCGCCCUUUUCGGGGGGGCUCACCCCUGCUCAUCAAAACUCGGUUCUCGUCGAGGCCGUGUCAGCAACAUCUGUAACGGUGAGCUGGGGAGAUUGGUCUGAGAACGGUGGCGAGCCAGAGCUACAGGUUUGGGUCGGUGGCGACGGAGUGGCCCUUCCAGUGGCGUUUGGUAAGGCGCCCAGGGCUUCCAACCUGGCACAAGCACUUCGCUCUAAGCUCAAGCGCGCCACUAACCGACGAAGAGAUGAAGGUCCAAGCAUGGUUCUCCUGGUGAGUGCUUCCGGAUUGUGGGGUUCGGAGCCAUUUCAUGUGGCCGCCCUUGACCUCGACGGUCGGGGGUGCCUCAAAGUUCACGGCCUCGCGGCCGACACGCGUUACUCCUUCCGACUAGAGCGCCGCAAGACAUGCCCCUCAAGGGCAUCUCCAUCGGUGGCUGCAGACUUAUCCGACGAUGAGCGCUCAUGCUUCCCAGCGGCAGCCACCGUCGGUGCAAAUUCUACCGGUACCGGGGGAUCGAGUUCUGAUCCACUGGGAGCUGAUGUUGCGGACGGUGCAAGCGCUCUGACGGGCAUAGAUGGCAGCCAUGGUGGAGGCGGGGGUGGAACUUCGACGUGCUCCGAGGGAUGCACUACCGUAUUCACCGACGAAAGUCGUUGUUGCACGUCCUCUACGCGGGCAGUGGCAGGGAUAAAUCGCAGCCCGUCUGCCGGGGGCAGAUACGUGAACAAGCAUGGUGUGGACGGAGAUGAGUUCAAGUGGCCAUCAGCGGGUGAUCGGGGCAGGUUUUGUAGCACAUCGGAGGAGUUUGUGCUGGGAAGAGCGAAUGGGGUCAUCGUGGCUGCCGUGAACGUAGCAACCCUGCCAGAGGUCCCGUUCAUGCUCGAUGUGGAUGGCUGCGGGCCGAAUCUUCGGUUGACUAACUCCAACCUUACUGUGACUAACACGGGCCAUAAGAAAUGGAGCGCGGUUCGAGCAACUCGGGGAUUCACGUGCGGGUCGCACCGCUGGAAAGUUCGUAUCGACAGGCAGGUUCGGUCGUAUGGCGACCUCUUCCGGGAAGGAGAUACUAUCGAGACAAUACUGAAUAUGGACUUGGGCACCCUCCGAUUCGCCCGCAACGGCCGUGACCUCGGUAUGGCAGUGCAGGGUCUCGAGGACACGCUGUUCCCGGCGUUUUCGAUGUACAACAGGAACGACCAACUAACCUUCAUACCUUCGGAAGAACACGCCUCACCACCUCCUGUCCCUUUUCCUGGGAGUGCUGCCGGCGAUAAGAACGGAGGAGGCCCUACCCGCGUUGGGGGCGGAAUGGACGUUCCAUGCACCUACUCCAAUGUGCUAUAUGGAACGUUUUCGGCGGAAUGCGUUGUUCGGAGAGCGGCAAAGGCCCUUCAGGUUCUCGAAACCAUGGACUACCAAGGAAAAUUAGCUACCAGCUCGGCCAGGGCCGAUUUGAUGGACGACAUCCGGUCGCGCCUGCUCCGGUGGUCACGGGGGGAGCAUGGAAGGUCCGUAGCGUCCGUGCGGCCGUGGGCGCCGGUACGCUUAGAUACCUCCGAGCAAGCUCGCCGAGAUUUGUUCGGUCUCGGAGUAGGAGACCGCGUCCUGUCGGCGGAAUGGGAGGCCACCGUUUUAGGGGCAACACGCCACGCUCUUUGGGUUACGGUAGAGGCGACUUCAUCGGCCUCUGCAUGCCCUCCUGGUUUGAGUAGGGGGUCCCGAGUGUGGGGUUCGGAACUGCCUGAAAACCGACAUGGAGAUGCCGCGAGUGGCUUCCCCGGCAACAACACACAAGCCGCAACAUCGGCGAACGUGUGGAGCCCCUCACACCAACGCUUUGUUGGGAAAAGCGGGAGCAAGAUUACAGCCUGGUCUCGCUGCACCGUGCGUCAGAUCGCUAGUCGUCCCGAGGACUACGUCAUCAGCCAUCACACGACGCCAACAGACUCGGUCGAACGCCUGGGCACGACCACUAAAGUCGAUGAUGACCGUGACAGAACAGGCCAACACCAGACGGCCGGUGAGGUCGCUUUGGUCGAUGACUUUCUCCUCACAGAUGGAGCCCGAAAUGUACUGUCGAGGUGGACGCCCAAAAUGGACGAGGAACUUGGUCGCCAUCUCACCAAGUUGGCCGACACGAUGGGAGUUGUGACUCCGCUGGACCUGCCCUUCAACGUCCUUGGAAAGCUACCGUCAUCGACAAAAAUGUUUCCUGGCACGGAUCCAGUGGCCCCCGCUGAAAUUUGGGCGCGAACGGCCCUCUUGCUGUACGUAAACGACCUGGUUUUGCCUCUCCUGCCGCUCAUAAGCACUACGCAAGGUGGUCGUGGGCCACUUGGUACGUUGAUACACAAGUUCAGGCACCUCAUUUUCAAAACGACCAAGCUGGAACUUCUGGACAACCAUAUGUCACGUGUCUCAAGCGCAGUUCGGCCAAUUCCAACGGCAUCAUCGGAGUUUGAAUUGGGAAAUGGCCCGCCGGCGUUCACAAUACCGUUAAUCGGUGUCAAGUCCCUGCCGAGAUUCCCGGCCAAGCGUUUGAACGUAGCUAAGCCCUGCCCGCUAUCUUGGGGCCAAACGAGAAGGGAAGUGGAGAAAUCCGUCUUCGGUCAGGUCGCCAGACACCUCUCACACAGGGGCAAGCACGUGCUGUCGGAGGGACCGCUGGCAUUUUCAGUCGAGCUAAUCGACGCUUCCAAGUUGGGGGAUGGCGAAAGUGGCAACCGCGAUUGUCUUCAGAUGUCGGAUGCACAGGCACUGUACCGAGGCGUGUUCUGGCAGGUGUGCGAAGACGUGUGCUCGUCGCCGAUAUCGAUGUUCGUGCGCACUCCUUCAUCACCCGCGGACGAAGCAUCUUUGGGUGCUUCUGACCCCACUGCGGCAGCCAACAACGAUAACAACGUCGACGGCGUCGCUUUUGCUGCAAACACCCCACCUAGGGACCAUGUUCGCGACACGGUACCAAAUCCAUAUUUCACGUCUCGAGGUCUGUCACCGGUGUGCAUGGACCCCGAAAGGGUUUCGCUCUACCGAUCUUUUGGUUUCAUCGUAGGAGUUGCCGUUCGGACAGGGGUGCCGUUGCCUUUAUCACACCUCUCCUCACAGUGGUGGAUGCUCGUUUCAAACGGCGAAUGUCCCUCGGCGGUCCCCGAAAAUGAACCGGGAGUGACCAGGACGCUUGCAGAUUCUGCGAGGACGGUAUUGUGUUCGAACGCCACAAAAGAAGCACCGCCAAAAUACACAAUAGACGGGGUAAUUUCGGCCCUCAGUCACCUUGAGGAAGCGGGCUUGAAGCAAGAAGAAAUGGACGAAGUGCUCGCGGAUGCAAGAUUCGUUGCUCCGCUGUCGAGCGGGGAUUCCACGGAACUCGUUCGCGGAGGUGAGGACUGGCGGCAAGGGUUGGUUAAAUAG
Messenger RNA from Ectocarpus sp. CCAP 1310/34, 6405 nucleotides. Lineage: Eukaryota; Phaeophyceae; Ectocarpales; Ectocarpaceae. The record is from the annotation of a GenBank genome assembly.